Messenger RNA from Staurois parvus, 1023 nucleotides. The record is from the annotation of a GenBank genome assembly. Lineage: Eukaryota; Metazoa; Chordata; Amphibia; Anura; Ranidae.
UGUUUUUCAGGUUACAAUUUGAAGAGCUCCCCUUUGAGCCCACAGUCUUCAAUAGACAGUGAACUUAGUACUUCAGAACUGGAAGAUGACUCAAUUGCUAUGGGAUACAAAUUACAAGACCUCACUGACGUUCAGAUCAUGGCACGAUUACAAGAAGAAAGCUUAAGGCAAGAUUUUGCAUCUACCUCUGCUUGCAGUUCAGUAUCAAGACAUCGCUCUAGCCUUUCGCUAUACUCUGCAAAGAAAGCACCAUGUGCCAACAGUGACCAGGAAUCUGAUCGUUACAGUGUUGAAGACGAAGAUGAAGAUUUUGACCUCUUGCCACCACCUCAGCCUCGACUUAGUCGCUGCUCUCCACUGCAGAGAGGCAUUCCUCAUUCACAGACUUUCUCUAGUAUUCGGGACUGCAGGAGGAGUCCCAGUUCCCAGUAUCUUAAUUCAAAUGGAUAUCAGCAAUAUAAUUUUUCAUCCCAAGCUCAGACAUCAGAACAAAUGCAAAACAGAACUAAUGCAGAUAAACUACGAAGAAGCAUGCCUAAUUUGGCUCGAAUGCCAAACACAACAGCAAGCACAGUGGUUUCCCCAGUCACUGUACGAAACAGCCAAAGUUUUGAUUCUAACCUCCAUGGUGCAGCAAAUGGGAUGUCUAGGCUGCAGUCAAGCAUACCAUCCCCUGGUCAACUGCAGCAGAGGGUCCACAGUGUGGGGAAUUUCCCAGUAUCAGUGAGGCCACCUCUGAAAGCCACAGCCUACGUCAGCCCGACCAUACAAGGCAGCAGCAGCAUUCCACAGUCAACUAGUUUACAGUCUUUAUCAAGUUCUGGGAUCCCUAUGCCAAACAAAUCUGCAAGUUCAUUGCCUGUCAGAAGUGCACUGCCUAGGCCAGCGCUGUCGAGCACAGGGGCAAGCAGUAUACCCCGCAGCAAGAUUGCUACACCACCACGCAGUUUUAUUCAGCCUCCGAAGACUCUAUCAUCACUGAGCACACUGCGAGAUGGAAACUGGAGAGAUGGAUGUUACUGA